GGUCUGACCAGGCUGUAGGAAGUACUGAGCAUAUGUUGCUUCUAGUCCUAUUUAAACACUGAGUGUGAGUUAAUGUUGAGAGAUGACAGUGGGUGCUGUUCACUAUAACCUGAGGUAUAAGAGGAUCUGCUGCUAUUACAUUGGCCUGGCUUUUCCAUCGCUGUACUGUACAACUUACUGAAGGCAUCCACAUCAUGAUUAGAGUUUGCUCCUUUGCAUGAGCUUUAUGUUCAUUUGAGUUCCAUCACAUUGCUACACAACUGACUAGAAGGCUGGUGUAUGUGAAUAGUUAUUGCAUCAGCUAUGGCAGACUCUGUAUUCCUUGAGAAACAGAUUACCUAUGUGGGUGACUUUACGUGGAACAGCAUGUCUGGCCGUAGUGUUCGACUGAAGGCAGUUCCCAUUCAAAGCCUCUCAGAGUUGGAGAGAGUACGACUUCAGGAUGUGGCAUUUUAUCGGUUGCAACAAGACUAUGAACUUGCUUGCCAAGUUACAAUUCCAAAAGAUGGGCAAAAACGGAAGAAAUCUUUAAGACGGAAAUUGGAUUCACUAGGUAAAGAAAAAAGCAAGGACAAAGAGUUUGUGCCACAAGCAUUUGCUAUGCCACUGUCCCAGGUGAUUGCCAAUGAUCGAGCUCAGAAACAAAAGCAGGACGCUUUAAAAGAAGAGCAGAAAGAGAAUUCAGAUCUGGUGAUGUCUAUCUUGCCAUUUGGGAAUAAAAGGCAGAACAAAGAACUCUCAAGCAGUAACUCAUCUCUCAGCUCAACCUCAGAAACUACAAAUGAUCCAACGUCACCUAAUACCCCGGAGGCAGCUCCACGUGUGAGAAGACGGGGAGGAAUGUCCGUGGAUUCCAUCACUGACCUGGAUGAUGAUCAGUCUCGAUUACUGGAAGCUUUGCAGCUUUCUCUCCCAGCGGAAGUGCCGAACAAGAAGGAAAAGCAAAGGGACAAAAAACUAAGCCUAAAUCCUAUUUAUCGUCAGGUUCCUAGGCUAGUGGACAGCUGCUGUCAGCAUCUAGAAAAAUAUGGUCUUCAAACAGUAGGAAUAUUUCGAGUUGGAAGCUCAAAGAAAAGAGUACGACAGUUGCGAGAGGAGUUUGAUCGUGGUGCAGAUGUUGUUCUUGAUGAGGAGCACAGUGUUCAUGACGUGGGAGCCUUAUUGAAGGAAUUUCUGAGGGAUAUACCAGAUCCUCUGCUCACCAGAGAGCUCUACACACCCUUCAUCAGUGUAUUGUUGCUGGAACAGGAUGAACAACUCAGCACUUUGCAACUUCUCAUUUAUCUGCUUCCUUCGUGCAACUGCGACACACUACACAGACUCAUGGAAUUCCUUGCUAAGGUAGCAAGUCAUGCUGAUGAUACACUUGAUAAAGAUGGGCAAGAGGUGACUGGGAACAAAAUGACAUCACUUAACCUUGCCACGAUUUUUGGCCCAAAUCUCCUUCACAAGCAGAAGAGCUCCGACAAAGAGUUCAGCGUGCAAAGCUCAGCCCGUGCAGAGGAAAGUGCUGCUGUUAUCAAUGUUGUUCAGAAGAUCAUCGAAAACUAUGAGACACUAUUCAUGGUUCCCCCAGAAUUACAAAAUGAGGUGUUGAUGAGUUUGCUAGAGACUGAUCCAGAUGUUGUUGACUACUUGCUGCGUAGGAAAGCUUCGCAGUCAUCGAGCCCAGAUCUGACACGAUCAGAAGUCUCUUACUCGUUGGGAGGACGGCACUCAUCUACUGACUCCAACAAGGUCUCCAGUGGAGAAGUUUCACCCUAUGACAAUAACUCUCCUGUACUGUCAGAAAAGCUACUGGUGCAAAGGCCAGGUGAUAUCAGCCCUGGUUCUGAAAAACUCUUUAAGGUUCCUGAACAGUAUGCCUUAGUCGGACACUUAAAAUCCAAAUCUCGGGAUAGUUCUCCAGUUUCGUGGCCUGGAAAAGGUUCAUAUGGAGACAUUUACGAAAGCAGCACCUUACCACAGAGACAGUGUUCUCUUUCCCAGGGGAACCUGAUAGCAGACUGUCCAGUAGCUCAGACCUCUUCCACGCUGUCUCUGGACAGUGGGAAGCAGCCAGUGCGAAGAACUCGUACAUCUGCAGGACUCCCUAAAUGCAGGACUCAUAUUCCUGUAAGCCGUGUUUGCAGUAGUCCUCAUGCGGCAGGAAACAAGAGGCAUGUGCAGCUAAGCCUGGAAUCUUUGUGUUCCAGACGAGAGCAACAAUUCACAGAAAGUGCAGAGGAAGUUCCUCAGAAAACUUCAGAACCUUCUUUCUUACACAAGAAACUAUGGCCAUCCUAUUUUAAACAUGGAGACAUCAACAGAAAUGACACUCGGCCCCUUCCUCCAUACCCUGGCCUUUUAAAUACAAGUUCUCCAUUUUCCAGCAAAUCUGGCAUAGGACCAGAACAAACAUUGUUGCAACAUCAGAAGACUCAGCAAUGUGUGGCCACGUCCCAGGUAGUUGAACUAAAAUCAUCGUCUCCUGAGCAGUUGACAAUGAAGCCUAAACAGCCAACAAUGAAUUCUGAGCAGCCAACAAUGAAAUCUGAGCAGCCAACAAUGAAGUCUGAGCAGCAGGCAUCCAUGCCAUGUCACGAUGGGAAUAGAAAUUGGUCAACUCAAACAGACAGUCAGAAAAACAAAAACAUUUUGGCAGAACCCGACUGGGUGGAAUGGCAGAGAGAACGAUGGCAAAUCUGGGAGCUCCUUUCUGCAGACAAUGCCGAUUCAUUACCAGAAACUCUUGUAUGAUAUCACAGACUGCUUAAAAGUAGGCGCUUUGAUUAGAUGUCAUUCAAUUCUUUUUGUUCUUAUAGAUAAAAGAAAAGAAUGGAAAUUCUGCAACACACCACCUAAAAUUUGUGUGUGAUUUUUAAUAAAUAUUUUAACUUCCUUUCACUUUCAGGAAACCACACAAUCUUAAACUUUCCUGUACAAAGCCAAUCGGUUUGUCAGCAUCUAUAGAGUAAGCUUAGGAUAAACACUUUUGCUUCUAAUGAAUGUUGCUGUAUGUAUAAGCUAUAUGAACAUAUAUUAAUACAGUGUCAGUGCUGUGGUGUCAUUUCCAUUGAUUUGUAUUUAUAUGUAUGCAUUUGAAUAACUGUAUAUUCUGUAAUAGAUUAUGUUUAACGAUAUAUUAGGUGUCCACAUUCAGAAAACAAUUUGGACUGUUCAUAUGUUAUUGCACUUAUUUUUAUGCCAUGGUGACCAGUGACAUCAGUGGCUUUAGUUGUUGUACUGGCUGGUUUCCCUGUUGUGUAGUUUUAAAGAAUCUUUGUAUGCUAGACAUACCUUCUUGCCACUGACUAACUGAAUUAACCACUGCAGUACUACAGUACUGUCAACUUCCAUUGUAAGAUACCAUCACCUUUUUCAGUUGCAUUUGCUAGUUUAAACUUUCAGCUGGAACACCCAGGAACAGUAACCUAGUUACUGCCAGUUACUGUUCUUGUCGCUAUGUUACUCACAUGUAUUGUCAACGAGUUAAUUUUCUUUUCCUUCCCCCUGCCCAACAACAGUCUGAAGUUGGAUUUGUGCAGCAUCAGAGGCAGCAUCAGGAUCAUUGCACGGUAAUAGCCAAUUAGUGUCAGAUUGGUGAUGUUGUGUGAGGAAGUCAAUCAUCAAGCCAAAGCAUGAGGAAAUACAGAAGAUUUCUUGUCAUGUAGUAUCUGGGACGUCCUCCCGACGUGAAAGGCGCUCUAUAAAUGCAAUCUUCUUGUUGUUGUUGCAGUACCAUAUAGCUCACAUUCUGACGAAGAUAGAAUGGUUACAUAUUUUGAUGUAUUGAAUUGGGAAACCUGCAAACAGUGUGCUUUGACCAUUGCUGUGAGAGAUAGCUUGGUUUCCAAAACAAUUGUGCCAAAGUCAUGUGUCACUAGAUUAAAAAUCCAGCAAUUUGUAUGUUUUAUUUUUAAAAAAAGAAACAUGUUUGUUUUAUAAUGUGACGUUUAACAAGUUCUAAGGCUGGGGCCAGCAACUGACCACAGUUAUUUCCACAUGUAAAUUGUAAUGGCAGUCAAAUACAACUACAAAUACAUGUUAUGUAAAGGAGUUUGGGACCUAGCACAGCACAGGUCUUAAACUAGUCAACAUGACUGUUCUUGUGAUGUCAUCUAAAGUCUUACAUGUGCCAUAUAGAAUUNAAAAAAAGUGCAGAAGCA
This is a messenger RNA of Callorhinchus milii (elephant shark), 4148 nucleotides long. RefSeq names its product rho GTPase-activating protein 6. The transcript has 12 exons. Lineage: Eukaryota; Metazoa; Chordata; Chondrichthyes; Chimaeriformes; Callorhinchidae. Gene Ontology annotation, biological process: signal transduction. The record is from RefSeq and is a predicted model, not a curated record. Bases 304 to 2739 code for a protein of 811 amino acids.